Messenger RNA from Suillus discolor, 1585 nucleotides. RefSeq lists its product as uncharacterized. The record is from RefSeq and is a predicted model, not a curated record. The transcript has 3 exons. NCBI's taxonomy places the organism in Eukaryota, Fungi, Basidiomycota, Agaricomycetes, Boletales, Suillaceae. Bases 248 to 1444 code for a protein of 398 amino acids.
CAACCACCGUGGCGCGGAGUUCAGCACUGGAUAUAUAGCUCAUCUCAAGCCUCAAGGCUCCAUAGCUACUUCGCGAAUUCGUAAAUAAACAUGAUGCGGAUAUCAUACGUAUCAGAGCCGCCGUACGGUGGCGCAAGGCUGCUGACUACAAAGUACGUUUUACCAAAAGUUUCACAGCUUUGUCUACCUUCAUCUACCCACCACAACCCACUUGCCAAAUAUUACUCGAGGUUGACUUUACAGCGAUAUGUCGCAAAUCUCAGUCAAACACACCAAUCGACGACAACCUCGACUUGCUCACGAAUGUGCAGUAGGCGAAUUAUUCGGUCGCGCUCCAAUCUAUGACGCCAUCUUCUCUUGCGUCUCGCCCCGCACGCUUGUACGCAUUGGUUGCUGUUGUCGUGCUGCGUAUGUUGCAUCCAAGGACUUCUCUCAUCGUGCCUACAACAUCCACCGGCAUCUUUCUCGGUAUCUUUCCGAACCUCUUAAUUUUCGCAGCUUACAAGCGCGUACCGGGACGCUUAUUGCGGGCUCCAACGCACUUCAAUUUCUGGAUCGGUCGUUUUAUCCCAAAUCUGACAUGGACCUUUACGUGCAUCCAGGGCACGUGAGAGAAGUGUUGGACUAUCUUGUUGAAAGAGAAGGAUAUAGGUUCAAGCCGGACUCGACUCAACCCCAGGAUUACCGUGAAAUCGUGUCUGAUGAAUGGGAUGGUACUCAAAUCCGCGACGAGUCCCCCGAAGAUGACGAGCUCUUGCUAUACUACCAAAUCAGAGGAGUCGAAUCUGUACUGACAAUCGAGAAAAGUGGCCCAGAUGGCCUUUUGAAGAUCCAAAUUAUAGCAUGCGAGACGAGCCCAUUCGAUGCCAUUAUAAAUUUUCAUUCCACCUGCGUUAUGAACUUCAUAGCCUUCGAUGCCGCUUAUUCUCUGUAUCCAGUGGCGACUUUUGAAAAGAGAGAUACUCUCUCAGUUUGGAGGGCGAGACCGCUGCAUGACCUUACUGUCGUGAUCAAGUACGGCGAACGCGGCUUCGCAUGGAUUUCCACACUACCGGGCGGUACUUCUCCACAAAAUUCUGCCUUCCAUCCUUUCACAGACCGCACCGUCGGAGACCGUUAUACUUGGAAACUGCCUCUGGACACACGCGGGGUCGUUUUGCGUCCACAGAUGAACCCUUCUUCUUCCAUUUUCCAGUGCGAUCCUGUCAUCUACAACGGCUGGGCUUUGGAACGAGUACAACACGGAAUGGGCACCGUCUACAAGGCAAUCAAAUCGUCGGUUUUCCGGUACAACUACACGACUACCAACUACAAGCUGAACUUCAAGCUUUGGUUGUUUGCAAUCGAACAGGGCUUUUUGAGUCGCAUACUACUGCAAAAUAAUUUGCUGGACAAGGAGAGCUGGCCGUGGUGCGUUGACACUAUUGUCGCUUAUGCUUUAUGAAGUUUGACUUUGAUUCGUCUAUGAAGGUUCGACACUGAGAUUGCCAGUUCCUGGGAAACUUUUAAGGAUGAUUUUCUGUCCUUCAUUCGACGGGAUUCCACUUGAUACAAGACUUCCUUCAUACCACUUGACAGUUCUGAC